UCAAGAUUUGAUAGAGAGAGAUAGAGAGAGAGUUGUGAAUCUGAUACGAUUCUUUGAAGAAAUCAAGUGAGAACUCCCGAAUUGUCCAUCGGAGAAUCAUCGUCGGCGACGAUGAAGAGAAAGAGGCCGGGAGCGAGUUUCGAUAAGGUCGACCUAUGGAAAAGAGAGUCCGGCGAACUCUCUCCAAUUAACUUUUUCCGCCGUGUUCGAGCAUCAGAGGAUCUGAUACUGAAACUAGAUAAAUUCAGGACGCUGAAAAAACACAGAGGCUGCGUUAAUACGAUUAGCUUCAAUGAAAAUGGUAACAUUCUUGUGUCAGGAUCUGAUGACAGGAAAGUUAUACUUUGGGAUUGGGAAACAGGGAAAGUGAAUCUUUCUUUCCAUUCUGGGCAUUUGAACAAUGUAUUUCAAGCUAAAUUUAUGCCUUACAGUGAUGACCGCAGUAUUGUUACCUGUGCUGCUGAUGGACAGGUAAGACAUUCUCUGAUUCAAGAAGGUGGGUCGGUAGGGAUUAAUUUGCUGGGAAAACAUCGUGGCCAAGCUCAUAAGUUGGCUAUUGAGCCUGGAAGCCCUAAUACAUUUUAUACAUGUGGUGAGGAUGGACUUGUCCUACAUUUUGACCUGAGAACUGGAUAUGACACUAAGUUAUUUACCUGCAAAGAACGUAGCAGAGGUGGUCGCAUCCGAACUGUUUCUCUGAAUUCGAUAGCAAUAGAUCCAAGGAAUCCUAGUUUGUUUGCUGUUGCAGGCUCAGAUGAGUAUGCUAGAUUGUAUGAUAUUCGCCAGUAUAAGUGGGAUGGAUCAUCAGAUUUUGGUCAGCCAAUUAACUACUUUUCUUCUAAUCAUUCAAGUGAUGAAAAGUCAAUAACAGGGUUGGCUUUUUCUGAGGAAAGUGAGCUUCUUGUUUCUUAUAACAACGAUUUCAUUUAUUUAUUCAAGAGAGAUAUGGGAUGGGGGGCAAGGCCUCCUCUGAUAUCUUUGGCUGAGGAGAAAAUUGAGGCCGAUCUUAUGCCACAAUCCUACAAGGGUCAUACAAACACUGAUACAGUGAAGGGUGUAAGUUUCUUAGGUCCUAGAUGUGAAUAUGUAGCUAGUGGUUCAGAUUGUGGUCGGAUUUUUAUAUGGAGAAAGAAGGGCGGGGAACUUAUUCGUGUGAUUGAAGCAGACAGGCUUGUGGUUAAUUGUGUGGAGUCUCAUCCUCAUACAAAUGUUAUUGCUAGUAGUGGCAUCGAAAGUGACAUUAAAAUAUGGACUCCAAGUGCCAUUGAGAAAGCUGUUCUUCCCACUACACUUGAAAAGGUUAUUCAGCCAUUUCGCUUUCAUUUCUUUCCCUAUGAUAUGGAUUUUGGCGAGGAAAGAGAUGAUCAUGUUGAUCACAACGUCGAUGGUCAUUUUGAUGACGACGAAGAUGACGAUGACGACGAUGAUGAAGAUGAUGAUGAUGACAACGAAGAAGAUGAUGACGACGACGAGGAAGAUGAUAACGACGAGGAUGAUGAUGAUGAUAACGACGAAGAUGAUGAUGGCGACGACGACGGUGGUAAAAUUGUUCAUUUAAGAUAGUUCUGAUGGUCACUAUUCUUCAAACAGUUUGAGUGAUGAGAGUUCCAGUGAUUCCACCUCGAAGAUGGUGGCGAUCUAAUCCUAGUACUGAUUGUCAAUAAGUUUCGAGGAAAUUAUCUUUUUUAUUAAGAUUCUGCAGCUAUAUUUUUAAUUAAGGUUCUAUUUUUGCUCACCAUAUAGAUGCAGUUUGUAUAUAAAAAGGAUAUCUCUGCAUAUUUUUCAUUAUUUUUAUUUUUAAUGAUAUCAUCUUUUUUU
This is a messenger RNA of Impatiens glandulifera, 1818 nucleotides long. Its product is annotated as DDB1- and CUL4-associated factor 8. Gene Ontology annotation, molecular function: protein binding. Gene Ontology annotation, cellular component: Cul4-RING E3 ubiquitin ligase complex; cytoplasm. The transcript is spliced from 5 exons. The record is from RefSeq and is a predicted model, not a curated record. Bases 112 to 1563 code for a protein of 483 amino acids. Lineage: Eukaryota; Viridiplantae; Streptophyta; Magnoliopsida; Ericales; Balsaminaceae.